CUCGGGCGCGCGCCCAGGGUGGGGGACCCUGGUUCCGGUGAAUGGUGUGUGUGUGUUUUAGGGGCCGGGCCAGGCGGGGCCGAGCCGGGCAGCCGGCUGGUGCGUCAGCCUCACGCGCGCGGGGAAGGAAGCCGGCCCGAGGCCCGGGCGGCCGGCGCGGGCGCCGCGGCACGUCCGCAGGCUCCGCCGGGAGGUGGCGGCCGCUGAGAGGCGGGAGAGCGGAGGGCGGGCCAGGGAGGCGGCCCGGAGGUGGGGCGGCACCGGGGGGCCGGCCCGCGCGGGCUUCAUCUGAGGGCGCGCGGCCUGCGCCCGGGUGCUGGCAACUGGGAGGCGCGGGCGACGAGCUGCCGGAGCGGCUAUGGGCCGCGGUUGGGGCUUCCUGAUCGGCCUGCUGGGCGCCGUGGGGCUGCUCGGCGCCGGCCACGGCGGGCAGCAAGCCUCGGAGACGGCGGCGCAGAGGUGCUUCUGCCAGGUUAGCGGUUACUUGGAUGAUUGUACCUGUGAUGUUGAAACCAUUGAUAAAUUUAAUAACUAUAGGCUUUUCCCAAGACUACAGAAACUCCUGGAAAGCGACUACUUUAGAUAUUACAAGGUGAACCUGAAGAAGCCUUGUCCUUUCUGGAACGAUAUCAACCAGUGUGGCAGGAGGGAUUGUGCUGUUAGACCUUGUCAAUCUGAUGAAGUUCCUGACGGAAUUAAAUCUGCGAGCUACAAGUAUUCUGAGGAAGCCAAUAAUCUCAUUGAAGAAUGUGAGCAAGCUGAACGGCUGGGUGCCGUGGAUGAAUCACUGAGUGAGGAGACGCAGAAGGCCGUCCUCCAGUGGACCAAACAUGAUGAUUCUUCAGAUAACUUCUGUGAAGCUGACGACAUCCAGUCCCCAGAUGCUGAAUACGUGGAUUUGCUGCUGAAUCCCGAGCGUUACACAGGUUAUAAAGGACCGGAUGCUUGGAAGAUAUGGAAUGUCAUCUAUGAAGAAAACUGCUUCAAGCCACAGACCAUUAAAAGGCCGCUGAGUCCUUUGGCUUCUGGUCAAGGUAAAAGUAAAGAAAACACUUUUUACAGCUGGUUAGAAGGUCUGUGUGUGGAAAAAAGAGCGUUCUACAGACUUAUAUCUGGCCUCCAUGCAAGCAUUAAUGUGCAUUUGAGCGCCAGAUAUCUUCUACAAGAUACCUGGUUGGAUAAGAAAUGGGGGCACAACAUCACAGAGUUCCAGCAGCGAUUUGAUGGGGUUUUGACAGAGGGUGAAGGACCAAGAAGGCUGAAGAACCUGUAUUUUCUCUACCUGAUAGAACUAAGGGCUCUGUCCAAAGUGCUACCUUUCUUUGAGCGCCCAGAUUUCCAGCUGUUCACUGGAAACAAAAUUCAGGAUGCAGAAAACAAGAAGUUACUUCUGGAAAUACUUCAUGAAAUCAAGUCAUUUCCUUUGCACUUUGAUGAGAAUUCGUUUUUUGCUGGGGAUAAAGAAGAAGCGCACAAACUGAAGGAGGACUUUCGACUACAUUUUAGAAACAUCUCAAGAAUCAUGGACUGCGUUGGUUGUUUUAAAUGCCGACUCUGGGGAAAGCUUCAGACUCAAGGUUUGGGUACUGCUCUGAAGAUACUGUUUUCCGAGAAACUGAUAGCAAAUAUGCCAGAAAGUGGACCCAGUUAUGAAUUCCAUCUCAGCAGACAAGAAAUAGUAUCAUUAUUUAAUGCAUUUGGAAGAAUUUCUACAAGUGUGAGAGAAUUAGAAAACUUCAGGAACUUAUUACAAAAUAUUCAUUAAAGGAAACAAGUUGAAACGUGCCUGUUUCUGGACAGUGGAGGCCAAAGAGUGGAUGUCAUUCCAAGGCAUAUAGAAGUGACAGUCUUCAGCCAAACCUUUUAUAUAGAGCUGCUUUUGUAAAAGGAGAAUUAUAUUGUUUCAAGUAAACAGGUUUUUUUUUUUUAAUUGUACUAAGUCUGUAUAAUAUUGUGAGUAAAAAGUAAACUUCGAUAAUGUGGUACAAAUUUUAAAGUUUACUAGUGGAUAAAAGCAGGAUUAUCAAGUACAUGUAUGAUAAGACUACAUAAAUUAUGUUUUAAGCCUUUUAAACUAGAGUUUCCUGUAAGAAAACAUAAUAUAAAUAAAACUGUGGUAAAUGUGACAAGCCUUUAACGAAAUAGCAGUGUGGCUUGAGCUGUGAAGGACUUGUAAUUAACACCUAGAAUUUUUCAAUUCAUUUAGAGUUGUCAGGUUUAGCAAAUAAAAUUGCAGAAUGCCCGGUUAGAUUUGAAUUUCAGAGCAAGUUUUUUUUUUUUUUUUGAAGAAAAGUAUGUUGCAUGCAAAAUUCGGAGCUUAUUUAUACUGAAUUUUAUUCACUGUCUGAAAUUCAAAUUUAACUGGAAGUCCUAUGUUUUGUUAGCCCUAAAAUAUAUUAAUAUGACAAAAAAUCAUUUUCAGAACUAUG
Messenger RNA from Ochotona princeps (American pika), 2429 nucleotides. RefSeq names its product endoplasmic reticulum oxidoreductase 1 alpha (gene ERO1A). The coding region runs from base 359 to 1765 and encodes 468 amino acids. Gene Ontology annotation, cellular component: endoplasmic reticulum; endoplasmic reticulum membrane. Gene Ontology annotation, molecular function: protein-disulfide reductase activity; thiol oxidase activity; FAD binding. The transcript is spliced from 16 exons. Lineage: Eukaryota; Metazoa; Chordata; Mammalia; Lagomorpha; Ochotonidae. Gene Ontology annotation, biological process: protein folding in endoplasmic reticulum. The record is from RefSeq and is a predicted model, not a curated record.